AUGGAUGACGACACGACACCCACACAGGACACUCCGCAGCCGGAUCCGGUGCUGACGAUGGAAUCAGAGGACGAAGAUACAUCCACGCAAGAGAUUUCGAGUCUGGUGCAGGAGCCGACGGCGGAGCCCAAGCAGGCGGCUAACUGUACCGAACUAGACGACGUCCUCAUGAGGUACUACCUCUGCCCGAUGUACGCCCUGGAGUUUACCUUGGGUUUCCUGGGCAACCUAGUGGUCGUCCUGGGUUACCCGCUGUGCCUGCAGGAGUGGCGGAGUACCAACAUCUACCUGUACAACCUGGCGGUGUCUGACAUCAUCUGUGUGUGCGCUCUGCCCCGCCUCUCCUACCUGUACGCCAACGACAUGGAAGAAACGUCUCCGUUCAACUGUGUGCUCAACCGCUACAUCCUCUUCGUCAACAUGUACUCCAGCGUCCUCUUCAUGGCCCUGGUCAGUCUGGACCGCUACCUGCUGCUCCGUCACCCUGCCCGUGACCACAUCCUCCUGAAGCCGCGUAUGGCCAUUUGCGCCUCCGUCCUCACCUGGCUCCUCGCCAACCUCGAGAUUACCCCACUGCUCUACUACGCCGUGAACAACAACGUCCACACCAAUGGUACGGAGUGCAACGACUUUGCCAGCCUCUCGAGGUCCUGGGGCUUCCUGGGGUACAGCUUGGGUCUGACGGUCGUGGGGUACAUCCUGCCCCUGGUCCUGCUCUUCUGGAGUUCUGAGAGGAUGGCCUCCAUGCUGAAGACUCAGGAGGAGGCCUUCAGGCAGCGUGCUACCUCUUUCAAAAGGCCUCUGUUUAUAGUGAGGGCAGCGGCAUACAUGUUCCUGCUCCUCUACUUGCCCUACCACAUCAUGAGGAACAUACGCAUCCUCACACGACUGCUGGUUGACAGAGUGUCCACAUGCACCAUCGCGAAAAUCGAAGCGGUCUACAUCAUAACGAGGCCGAUAGCUUAUGCGCACAGUGUCAUCAACCCCAUCUUCUACUUCCUGAUGACCGAGCGUUUCCGUGAGCAGCUCCUGGCCAGGGGUCAGCAGCUGAGAAAAAGACUCACUGGCCUCUACUCCAGAACAUCAUGA
This is a messenger RNA of Sardina pilchardus (European sardine), 1089 nucleotides long. Its product is annotated as succinate receptor 1-like. The coding region runs from base 1 to 1089 and encodes 362 amino acids. Gene Ontology annotation, cellular component: plasma membrane. Gene Ontology annotation, molecular function: G protein-coupled receptor activity. The record is from RefSeq and is a predicted model, not a curated record. Gene Ontology annotation, biological process: G protein-coupled receptor signaling pathway. The transcript has 2 exons. Lineage: Eukaryota; Metazoa; Chordata; Actinopteri; Clupeiformes; Clupeidae.